Habropoda laboriosa is the source of this 1764-nucleotide messenger RNA. Its product is annotated as peptidyl-prolyl cis-trans isomerase-like 2. Gene Ontology annotation, biological process: protein polyubiquitination; protein peptidyl-prolyl isomerization; protein folding. Lineage: Eukaryota; Metazoa; Arthropoda; Insecta; Hymenoptera; Apidae. Gene Ontology annotation, cellular component: catalytic step 2 spliceosome. The transcript is spliced from 9 exons. The record is from RefSeq and is a predicted model, not a curated record. Gene Ontology annotation, molecular function: peptidyl-prolyl cis-trans isomerase activity; ubiquitin-ubiquitin ligase activity. Bases 202 to 1764 code for a protein of 520 amino acids.
CUUGAAUUUGGUCACACUUAGUUUCCAGGUUGAGCAAACUGAGAAAAUGACCUUACUAUACAAUGCUAUAAAUAUGAGAUACAGUAUAGAACUUAUGUCAAAGUAAAAACAAGUAUCGAGUAACGUAAAAUAUUAUUAACUUGAGGAAUUUUAAGAAUUACAAUUCUAUUUUAAAGAAGAUUAAUCAAUAGUACAAUCAAGAUGGGUAAACGGCAGCAUCAGAAAGAUAAAAUGUAUUUAACAUAUACAGAAUGGACAACAUUAUAUGGUGGCAAAAAAGGUGGAACUUCUGAACAAAGUGAAGAUACAACAUUUCGUCGCUUACCUUAUGAUCAUUGUUGUUUAACUCUACAACCUUUUCAACAUCCUUAUUCUGAUCCAGAAGGAAACAUUUUUGAACUAGAAGCAAUAUUGGAAUAUAUAAAAAGAUAUAAGCAUAAUCCUGUUACAGGCAAACCAUUAGAUCCAAAAACUUUAAUAAAACUUAACUUUCAUAAAAAUUCAGAAGGGCAAUAUCAUUGUCCAGUUCUUUUCAAACUAUUUACCAAGCAUUCUCAUAUUGUUGCUAUCAAAACAAGUGGAAAUGUAUUUUCACAUGAGGCUGUGGAACAAUUAAAUAUAAAGACACGUAAUUGGAAAGAUUUAAUAAGUGAUGAACCUUUUGCAAGGAAGGAUAUCAUUACCAUACAAGAUCCAAAUUAUGCAAUGAAAUUUAAUUUAUCUACAUUUCAUCAUAUUAAAAAUAAUAUAAAACUUGAAGAUGAAGAAAUUAUAAAAGACCGUAAUAAUCCAAAUGCAAAAUUGAAAACUGUAUCUAUGGAAACCAAAGAAAUAUUAGCAGAAUUAAAUAGGGAUUAUAAACAAAUUGAAACUAAACAAGAAGUUUCCAAGCCAAAAGCGGAUAAAUUUAAUGCGGCACACUACUCUACUGGUGCAGUAGCAGCUGGUUUUACAUCAACAGUAAUGCCAACAGAAACUACACAUCAAGCAGCAGUUAUUGCAGAAGAUUUAGUACGAUAUGAAAGAGUUAAAAAGAAAGGAUAUGUAAGAUUGCUCACAAAUUUUGGUGCUUUAAAUCUAGAACUUCAUUGUGAUCUUGUUCCAAAAACUUGUGAAAAUUUUAUAAGACACUGUCAAAAUGGUUACUAUGAUGGAACAAAAUUUCAUAGGUCUAUACGGAAUUUCAUGAUACAAGGAGGUGACCCUACUAACACUGGCAAUGGGGGAACAUCUAUUUGGGGUAAAACAUUCGAAGAUGAAUUCAAGCCAAAUCUGAUUCAUCAAGGAAGAGGAAUUUUAUCAAUGGCGAAUUCUGGAUCAAAUACAAAUGGAUCGCAAUUUUUCAUUACGUUUCGAUCGUGCAGACAUUUAGACCGUAAGCACACUGUCUUUGGAAAGAUAGUAGGUGGACUCGAAACGUUAAAUGCUAUUGAAAAAAUUGAAGUAGAUAACAAAGACAAGCCGAUAGAAGAUAUAAUAAUACAAAGGGCGCAAGUCUUUGUCGAUCCUUUUCAAGAAGCAGACGAACAAUUAACUGCUGAACGUACGGCUGAAACUGAGCGAUUGGCUCAAGAAGCUGCGAAAAAUAAAUCAGAUAAUAAAACGGGAAAGAAUGAUAUAUUAAAAGUAUAUAGGUCCGGUGUAGGAAAAUACAUAAGAAUGGACAAAGAAGAAAACAAGGUGGAAAAAGAGGAGUCGAAUAUAGCAUCUACAGUCAAAAAGAGAAAAAUUGCAAGCUCAUUUGGUGAUUUUUCUUCUUGGUAG